AUGCGGAACCCAUAUGACGAACAACAAACACAAAUUCUGGCGCGCAUUACGAACAAUCUGAACGAAAAGGUUGAGGAGAUAAACGAGAUGAACAGCGACCUGGUCGCAUUCUCGAAUAUCUGGAACCACUACCAGCGCAACGUCACCUUGUACCUGAACAGCACCAAGAGUCUAGAGCCGUCGACCAAGCGCGAGGGCAACUAA
Linderina pennispora is the source of this 204-nucleotide messenger RNA. RefSeq lists its product as uncharacterized. The transcript has 2 exons. Gene Ontology annotation, biological process: attachment of spindle microtubules to kinetochore. The coding region runs from base 1 to 204 and encodes 67 amino acids. Gene Ontology annotation, cellular component: DASH complex; mitotic spindle. The record is from RefSeq and is a predicted model, not a curated record. NCBI's taxonomy places the organism in Eukaryota, Fungi, Kickxellomycota, Kickxellomycetes, Kickxellales, Kickxellaceae.